AAUAACUUUCAUACUUACCAACGUACCAGUACGAUGCGCGGAAUCACUUUAUAACAAAAAAAAAUGAACGACACGUCCACGUCAUCUAGCAAGUCGAUACGGCGCUCCCGCAACGGCUGCAUUACCUGCAGAAUCCGACGCGUCAAAUGCGACGAGACGAGGCCCCGAUGCAACCGCUGCGCGCAGUCCCAGCGCACAUGCGACGGCUAUCCCCCGGCCAACGUCUCGGGCCUGUCGCGCCGCGCCCUCGCCGCAGCUGUGCGCAACCUGCCCCUCGCCGGACCGGCGUCUCCGGCUCUCGCGGGCCCGCAGGCCACCGGCGACGUUGCAUGCUUCGAUUUCUUCCGGCUGCUGACGGCGCCUGCCGCAGGGGGGUUCUCGCCCUCCGAGUUUUGGGCCCGCCGUGUUCUGCAAGUUGCGCACGCCGAGCCCGCCGUCUGGCGUGCUGCUGUCGCGCUCGGGGCGCUGCAUCGGAGCCUGGAAAUUAGGUUGAUGCCUGAAGUUGAAUGGGCGGGCGCGAGUGGCUCUCUCUUUGUCGGGAAGGCUUUCCGCUGUUAUGGCCAGGCCCUCUCACUUGCCCGCUCUAUCCGGGAUCCGGCCACGCUUCUCGUGCUCAGUAUUGUUCUCCUUGGGAUCUCGACCCUAGGAGGGAAGUGGGUGGAUAGUCGGGUCCACAUUGUUUCUGCCCAGAAGUUGUUGGGAGAAAUACAGAGGACGACGAACAUUUCCCAUGCAGAUGUGGACAGUGCCGCCGAGAGUCUGGCCCGGAUGGAUCUUCACGCAGCGACCUUCUCCGACAGCAGUGCGCCGUACCCAUUUACGUACGGGGAUGGCAACACACCCGGCCUAGCGCCGGCCCAAGAACCGCUGUUUCUGAUAGAGAACAUACACCAAGCCACCACGAGCUUGUUCAGGCUGCUGAGAAGCCUUUUAAAACUGGGCGGUCCUCUCCUUGACGAGCACCAGGUUGCCCAAUCAGUCACCCACCUAGAAGCACGUAUCACCGAACAGACAGCAGCAUGGGAAGCCGCCAUGGCCAGCUAUCUAUCACAAGCGCCGCAUCCCGACGACGACGACGACGCCGCCCUGCUCUCCCUCAAGCUCUACCACGCCACCCUCCGCCUCCUCCUGAGAGCCGGAGUAGCCGGCCCAGAGCGCCGACACGACGCAUGCCUGCCGCACUUUGAGCGCAUCACAUGCCUCUCCGCCUCACUCAUCCGAUCGGCCCGGCCCGGUGGCGCCUCCUCCUCCCUGUCCCUGGAGCCGGGAAUCGUCGCCCCGCUGUACAUGACCGCGACGCGCUGCAGGCACCCUGCUAUCCGCCGGCGUGCCCUCGCGCUGCUGUGGCGGGCAAAUAGGCAGGAGGGUAUGUGGUCUAGCAUCGGCGCGGCGGCGGUGGCGGGGAGGAUCGUCGCUGUUGAGGAGGAGGGCUUGGGGAUGCUGGCGCCGUCGGGUUUGCCGAUCCGUGCGGCUGAUCUGGGACGGUGGGCGGAUAGGGUUCGCGGCGAGGGAGCUGGUGAUUGGCUUGGCGGCGAUCAGGACUGGAGAUCGGAGUCGAGCUGGGAGGGUGUGCCGGUGGUGCCGGAAGAGCAGCGGGUUGUUGAUUCGAUAUUCGAGGCAGAUGUGGAAAAGGGGAAGGUUGAUAUGAUGUUACUGUUGGCGGCUAAGGAGGAGGAUGGCUCAAUGCGGUCGAGAAAUAUCGUGGUGGAAUUUUAGUCUAGGUUUGAUCGCUUUGCUAUGAAUACAAGUAUCGGCAAAGGAUCUGCCUUCAAGAUAGUGUACAACCAAGAACAAGCGCCAUCGCGAAGGAGACGACAAUCAUCGACACCCCGCCCCUGCCAGCGCCAUUCUUAAUUUCACUUGUCGAACCAUCAGUCCCGACAACUACAAAGUUCUCCACGACAGCGGUCCCGUCCCU
This is a messenger RNA of Phialemonium atrogriseum, 1918 nucleotides long. RefSeq lists its product as uncharacterized. The transcript has 2 exons. Bases 64 to 1716 code for a protein of 550 amino acids. The record is from RefSeq and is a predicted model, not a curated record. Lineage: Eukaryota; Fungi; Ascomycota; Sordariomycetes; Cephalothecales; Cephalothecaceae. Gene Ontology annotation, molecular function: DNA-binding transcription factor activity, RNA polymerase II-specific; zinc ion binding. Gene Ontology annotation, biological process: regulation of DNA-templated transcription.